AUGGUCCCUUCAAGCGUUCUGCUAGUCUUGGUCGUUACGUUUUCCCUUUCAAGCACUGCACUUUGUCGCCAGAAAAGAGCUGCCUUUUCUUGUUCAAAUACUGGACUAAGUGAUUCACUACGGCAAGUUUUUCUUUGUUACCAUAAUGAUGCUCGUCUACGCGUAGCCAAAGGCGUUGAGUCAAAUAAUGUUGGCACCUUGAAUCCGGCGAAAAACAUGUAUAAAUUGGAAUGGGACUGUUCAAUGGAACAACAGGCCCAGAAUGCCAUCACGACCUGCCCACUUAGCCUCGGAUCAUUCCCGAAUAUGGCGCAGAACUUGAUAAGGUACUCCAGCAGUGGUGGAUUCUCUAAUCCAGCCGUUCAGAUCAAUUCAACACUUAACAGCUGGUGGGGUAAAGCGAAACAAUACGGUGUCACGGAUUCGUCGAACAAGUACACCAGCGGGAAUCUUUACACCUUCGCCAAUAUGGUAUUCGCUGAAACCACAAAACUUGGUUGCGCAUAUAAAGUUUGCAGCAAUUAUUUGACGAUCACAUGUCUCUAUAAUGGAAUUGGUUAUUAUACUAAUGCACCAAUGUGGAUCACUGGUCCAGCAUGUACUAAAGCAUCCGACUGCACUACAUAUUCAAAUUCUAGUUGUAGUGGUGGCCUGUGCAUCAAAGGAGCGGAUAUUCCAGACACCAACAAUGAGUGUUCUAACAAUACAGGAACAACAGAUGCAGUUCGACAAAAAUUCCUCGAAAUGCAUAACAAUUACAGAUCCAGCGUUGCACGCGGGCUAGAGCCGGACGCGCUCGGCGGAAAUGCUCCGAAGGCGGCUAAAAUGCUUAAGAUGGUGUACGACUGCUCAGUCGAGUCCACAGCGCUGGCACACGCCUCGAAAUGCGUCUAUCAACAUUCUAGCAGCGCUGCUCGACCAGGAUUAGGAGAAAAUAUCUAUAUGACAAGUGCUGUCAAUUUUGAUAAAGUUAAGGCUGCUACGCAGGCAUCCGAACUCUGGUGGGGCGAGCUGAAACAGUAUGGGGUUGGCCCGUCAAACAACCUUACCACAGCUCUAUGGAACAGACCUAACACGCAAAUUGGACAUUACUCGCAGAUGGCCUGGGAGACAAGCUAUCGACUUGGUUGCGCCGUUGCUCACUGUUCUAACUUUACAUUUGGUGUUUGUCAGUACGGGCCAGCAGGUAAUUACCUCAAUCGCCUUAUAUACACAAUUGGAAAUCCAUGCACGUCGAACGCCGGAUGUCCAGGAUCGUACACAUGUAAUGUUACGGAAGGAUUGUCAGUACCGAUGAGUUUUCGAAUCGGAUUAUUGCUGGCAACGGUGGUUGCCUGCGUCCGUUCAUCUCCAAUCCACUACGAUGUUUCUUUGCUACGAACAAAGCGAGACAACGAGAACGCAACUACCAUGGCUACAUUUACAGUCGAGCGGCUGGACGCCCCCAUAGAGAGGAUUGAAAUUCGGCUUAUCGACGAGAACUCCACGAACACCGUUUUGGAGCAGCCACCAGCAGCAGUUGAAACCGUGGAACAAAGCUCGGGAAAUAGUGUUGUUAACACACAGUUGAAGCAUGGAACAGCCACCGAGAACGCAAUCGAUGAGAAUGUUGUUGGAUCAGCUGAUCAGUACGAUGUGAGGUACAAAAAGGUUGAAUACGUAAGUGACGUUAUACUGACUCGUCAGGAUAACACACCAACAGAACUCGCAGUUCAACUGCGUACAGACAAUAUUGUUACCGAAGAACCGUCAUCGACCAUCGACGCCACUACGACUACAGAAACUUUUACACACAGGGAAUCUGACAAGAUCAUUCCACGAGCAGAGGCCAGAGCAUGGUUGUCGUCGUAUUCCACACGAAGUCCGUCAGAUAUCGAUGAUGAUCUCGAUGUUCUACCUCCGGAAGCUGAGGAAAGCAGCUCGGACGACGAAUAUGAACCCGUGGAAGAAUGUCUUUUGAACAAAGCGGAACUUCCUUUGAAGACUGUUCAAAAACUUACAGAACAAGCUCGAAAGCUUGGCAAACUCAUACGAACAAGGAAUAGAUUGCAGCAACAGUACUGCAUCAACCGCGAACAUCCCCAGCUCAACGAUGAGUUCAGAUUGUGCCCAAUCUGGCGAAAUGAAAAGAAGGUGCACAACUACCAACUUAUGCGUAUCAAAUACUGUGCCGACUACAGCAAAUGGCCGAAUGCUUCAAAGUUGAUGAGCACCUAUGGAGAUAACCUAAACCUAUAUGAAACGCUCUACGCGUUUCAAAAACCGUGA
Messenger RNA from Necator americanus (New World hookworm), 2268 nucleotides. RefSeq lists its product as uncharacterized. The transcript has 19 exons. Lineage: Eukaryota; Metazoa; Nematoda; Chromadorea; Rhabditida; Ancylostomatidae. The record is from RefSeq and is a predicted model, not a curated record. The coding region runs from base 1 to 2268 and encodes 755 amino acids. Gene Ontology annotation, cellular component: extracellular region.